UCUUCUGUACGUGCCUGAACCGCUAUAAGACGCAUCUUGCGGGUAUACAGUGUUUUUAUUUAUUUAUUUUCCCAAUCGAGGCCGGUUUGAACAAAGGAACUUGGGUGGGAUAAUAAAUAGCCGAUUAUUUUGGUGGAUUUGAGGCCUGUAUUUGAGCCUGAGUCUUUCUCACCUGCCAGCCAUGGACUAGACGAGAGGAGUGUGUGUUAGAGAGUGUGUGACGCAGACAUAAGCAUGGUGGUGAGGUGGCUGCUCAACUCCCAUUGAGAACACAGAAAAUGAGAGCGUGAAGCUGCAGGGCAGGCAGCACAGCCACAUGAUCCCAUGACUCUGGACAUGGAUGCGGUCCUGUCAGACUUUGUUCGGUCCACAGGGGCAGAACCGGGUCUGGCACGAGACCUGCUGGAAGGUAAAAACUGGGACCUGAGCGCCGCUCUCAAUGACUAUGAGCAGCUCCGGCAGGUUCACACUGCCAACCUGCCCCACGUUUUCAAUGAGGGCCGUUACUACAAGCAGCCGGAGCGUAGCAGCACCCCGCAGCACAUCAGCAAGCCUGAGCAAUGCCCUCAGAAACAAGAGGACAACACUCAGGAGAAGCGUCUGUCCCGGGGCAUUUCCCAUGCCAGCUCUGCCAUCAUGUCCCUGGCCCGGCUGCAGGUGUCAGGGGAUUGUGCCAGGGAGCAGUUCCCCCUGGAGAUGCCCAUCUACACAUUCCAGCUGCCCGACCUGAGCGUGUACAGCGAGGACUUCCGCAGCUUCAUUGAGCGUGACCUCAUUGAGCAAUCCACCAUGGUGGCCCUGGAGCAGGCCGGUCGUUUAAACUGGUGGUCCACCAUGUGCACCAGCUGUAAGAAGCUACUACCUUUAGCGACAACAGGAGACGGCAACUGUCUUCUGCAUGCAGCUUCUUUAGGAAUGUGGGGUUUCCAUGACCGGGAUCUGGUGCUGCGGAAGAGUCUGUAUGCCAUGAUGAAGAGCGGAGCGGAGAGAGAAGCUCUGAAGAGGAGGUGGAGGUGGCAACAAACUCAACAGAACAAAGAGUCGGGGCUGGUGUACACCGAGGAGGAAUGGGAGAGAGAGUGGAACGAAUUGCUGAAGCUGGCCUCCAGUGAGCCGCGCACACACUUUAGCAAGAACGGCAACUCCAGCGGAGGGGUGGAUAACUCAGAAGACCCGGUUUACGAGAGCUUGGAGGAGUUUCAUGUGUUUGUACUGGCCCAUGUUCUGAGAAGACCUAUCGUGGUGAUCGCUGACACCAUGCUCAGAGACUCUGGAGGGGAAGCGUUUGCACCCAUUCCCUUUGGAGGGCUGUACCUGCCAUUGGAGGUGCCUCCCAACCGCUGUCACUGUUCCCCGCUGGUGCUGGCCUACGACCAGGCCCACUUCUCAGCCCUGGUGUCCAUGGAGCAGAGAGACCAGCAGAGAGAGCAAGCCGUCAUCCCACUGACCGACUCUGAGCACAAGCUGCUAGCGCUGCACUUCGCGGUGGACCCUGGGAGGGACUGGGAGUGGGGGAGGGAUGACAACGACAAUGCUAAACUGGCAAAUCUUAUUCUAUCACUGGAAGCUAAAUUAAACCUUCUGCACAACUACAUGAAUGUAACAUGGAUUCGAAUUCCUUCUGAAACAAGGGCUCCCUUGGCUCAGCCCGAGUCGCCCACUGCCUCUGCAGGUGAGGAUGUACAGUCUCUGGCAGAAUCCAUGGACUCGGACCGGGAGUCUGUUUGCAGCAACUCCAACAUCAAUAACGGCAAGUCGAGUAAGGAGAAGGACAAGGACAAACAGCGAAAGGACAAAGACAAAACAAGGGCAGACUCAGUGGCCAACAAACUGGGCAGCUUCAGCAAGACUCUGGGUAUCAAACUUAAGAAGAAUAUGGGUGGCCUUGGAGGACUUGUUCAUGGCAAGAUCAGCAAGUCCACUUCAACAAAUGGUCGAACGGUAGAAAACGGAGAGCAGAAAUCCAAGAAAAAGGACUCGAAAACGCGAAAAGGGAGCAAAGAGGAGUCAGGCCAGUCAGCUAGCACAUCCUCUUCAGAAAAGGCAACCAGUCCCUCUCCUACAGACCGUGCUAAUGGUAGUUCACCUGUUGAGAGACCGCCAGGAUCAGGCAAAAACUCGGGUGAUCGGACACUGGACAACUGGAAGUACAGCACAGAUGUCAAACUCAGCCUGAACAUACUUCGGGCAGCCAUGCAAGGUGAACGCAAAUUCAUCUUCGCUGGGUUGCUGCUCACCAGCCACCGACACCAGUUCCAUGAAGAGAUGAUCAGCUUCUACCUAAGCAGUGCCCAAGAACGCUUCAGUGCUGAGCAGGAACAGAAGAGAAAGGCUGAGGCUGAGAAGAAGCCUCAAACCAAUGGGGUGGCACUAAAGAAGCCUGAACAGGAAAGUGUUUUCCAAAGGGAGUGUUCAGAUAGCUCUCCACCUGAGAGUUGCUCACCGGUGUUGCAACCUAGCCAUAAUCCUUCACAGGCUGUAAAGGUCCAAGAAAGGGGAAGCCCAAAGCUUGCUGCUUCCCCUAUCCCAAUACCCAUCCCAGCUUCCAUCCCAGGAUCCUCCAUGUCCCCUGUCCCUUUCUCCUCCCCUAUUAACGGUGCUAAGAGACCUGGACCAGUCCCUGUUUCAGCUCACUAUAGCCAUACGCCACCUAUCCAGAGGCACAGUGUAAUUCAUCUGAGGGAUGUCAAUGUGCAGUCAUCCAGCUACCAAGAUGAGUCUUACAAGCCAAUGGUCGGCACUCUCAAAACUUGUGCUACCUACCCCCAGCAAAACCGCUCACUGUCCUCUCAGAGCUACAGCCCAGCCCGCAUGUCUGGUAUCCGUACAAUUAAUGCCAUAGACACCCUCCCAUACAACAUGCCUGGGGAACAUAAGUCCCACACUUAUACCAACGGUUUCAACACUGGCGACAUCCGGGACUGUCUGGAGUUUGCAGAUGAGGAUCCGGCACCCCAUGCCUGGCUGGGGCAGGACAAAACCAAAGGGCAGAGUGGUGUUUGCCCAAUGUACUGUUUUCAGCAGAAACGUUGCAGAAGGGAGAACUGCACCUUCUAUGGCCGACCCGAAACAGAGAACUUUUGCUCAUACUGUUAUAGAGAGGAGCUGAAACGCAGGGAACGAGAGGUGAAGGUGCACCGACCUGGAUAGCCCUGCAAAUGCGCACACAUAUAUAGCCACCCCUAAUGUGUGUGAAAAAAGAACAGCAACACCACCACCUUUUUGCACUUUGCAAGCGAUACAAAGAACUGGCAUAACAUUUUCCUACUAUAUUUAAGAUUGGCCUCCUUGUAUUCUUGUUAUUUUACUCUCAAUAGCAAACGAACACUGCUUUACAAUGACAGGAAGUGCAACCAGAAUCAGUUUACAGCUUUGGCCAGAGAUUGUGUUAUUGUUUGUCCUAUGUCCGAUUUAAUUCAAUCUUUUACUUGUUCUAGAGUAAAAGCUCUCGUCUGUGCAUUUUGCUCAGUAUAUGUUGUAAAACUCCUUGUACCUGCAGAAAGAGAUGUAAAAGCAUACAUCAGUCUCUAAUGGAGUUCCCCAAAUCAUGGAAGGGAAAACUCUGUUUAGAGGUCAUUAUAAUGCAAUACUUCACAGCAUAGCUCUUUGGAAUCUUAAUAUUGAAUAACAUUGAUUUUGCUGUGCAUUGCAAAUAAUUACAAAGGGAGGGAGAUGCACUGUUCAGCACUCUGAUUUUUUUGAAAGCAAUAAGUUUGGUAACAACUGUCACCCCUCCCCCUUUUAUCUAUGCAUUCAUGACGUCAGCCAUAUUCUAUUUUUCCCCAUAUGAUUCUACGGGAUAUAGAUAAGAUUAUAAUAGGUCUGCUGUACAGGGAUUAUUAUGGUGGAAAAUAUUUAAUAUGUGGCAUAUCAAAGUGUGCUUUUGGAUUGAUUUUGUGGUGUGUGUAUAUAUAUAUAUAUAUAUAUAUAUAUAUAUAUAUAUAUACAUACAUACAUAUAUAUACACAUAUAUAUAUAUACAUAUAUAUAUAUAUAUAUAUAUAUAUAUAUAUAUAUAUAUACAUAUAUACAUAUAUAUAUAUAUAUAUAUAUACUGCAGUAUGUUGUAAUAUAAAGCGGAGGAGGGUUUGCAUUCCAUCAUGAUAUCAGAUGAAACCUCACUUUUGUGUGCUACUUGAACUUGACAUCCGAUACAGUAAGCUUUUGACUUCCAUUCAUUGCUUUCUGUAUUUGCAAUAUAUAACACAGUCAUGCUUGCGAAUGCUAAAUUAAAAGAACCACCUUACCUGAGGAUAUAUAUGAAAUGCAAACCCUUAUAUGCUUCAGCAGUGGACUAAAGGUGGAAAGCUUAUGAAACUG
Messenger RNA from Onychostoma macrolepis, 4320 nucleotides. RefSeq names its product OTU deubiquitinase 7A (gene otud7a). Gene Ontology annotation, biological process: protein deubiquitination involved in ubiquitin-dependent protein catabolic process; protein K48-linked deubiquitination; protein K63-linked deubiquitination. Gene Ontology annotation, cellular component: nucleus; cytoplasm. The record is from RefSeq and is a predicted model, not a curated record. Gene Ontology annotation, molecular function: cysteine-type deubiquitinase activity; DNA binding; K63-linked polyubiquitin modification-dependent protein binding. Lineage: Eukaryota; Metazoa; Chordata; Actinopteri; Cypriniformes; Cyprinidae. The transcript has 13 exons. Bases 325 to 3150 code for a protein of 941 amino acids.